Messenger RNA from Amborella trichopoda, 1164 nucleotides. RefSeq lists its product as uncharacterized. Lineage: Eukaryota; Viridiplantae; Streptophyta; Magnoliopsida; Amborellales; Amborellaceae. The record is from RefSeq and is a predicted model, not a curated record. Gene Ontology annotation, biological process: shoot system development; root development.
UUGGUUUUUUAUCUCUAACAAGCAAUCCAAACUCUUGUGUUUUUGUUGUCAAGGAAACGCAGAGACGAAUAGAUAGAGUUGCAAAAAUGGUGGCUUCUUUUGCGCGUUCGCUUUCUCUUCCAAAUGCUAGAUCCAAAACGACAUUGCAUGCGAGAUCUGUGAGCCUGCCUUGCCAGCCUCACCCGGUGACGGCCCAAUUGCAGGACCAUUUGCAAAAGCUCAAUACAUGGGUCAAAAACUGUUCCAAAUCAGUGAGCUCGUUAACUGAUGGUUUAACUUCCUUGAAAGGCCUCUACGACUGCUUUGAUGAUCUUCUCCAACUACCACAGACGCAGGGAGCCUUGAGCCAUAACAUCAAAUGGGCUAACGCUCUCCUCGAAGACCUGCUGAAGCUUCUCGACUCGCACAGCACCUUUAGGGCCGCACUGCUUGCGCUCAAUGAGCAGCAGCUCGGAGUGCAGGUGGCCCUCCGUAGGAGGGACCCUUCCAUCAGAGCAAAGCUCGGCUCGUUUCUGAGGUUUCGAAAGAAGAUGACCAAGGUAAUUUCUGUGUUUCUCCCUGUUCUUGCCUCGAUAGCUCAAUCGACAAUGCCAAGCACUCCCGAGGCCUCAUCCGAGCUCUUUGCAGCCCUUCGAGAUGUUCGCACUGCGACCGUGACUGUAUCGGGUUGGCUUUUCCUGUGUCUCUCUCUCAGGCAGAGGCCUAACAGCAUUUCAAGAUUAGUGUGCUCAAGGCCAUUGGAAGAUGGCAUUGGAGAAGUGGAUUCCACUGAUGAUGUGAUCAGAGAUCUAUAUCGUUGCCAGAAAUUGGAGGAGGGGUUGGUGCAAAAAGCGCUGAAAAAGUUGGUUGUUUUGGAGGACUGUAUAAGCAGCCUUGAUAAGGGGAGUGAAUCAGUGUUUAGGGGGUUAAUCCAGUGUAGAGUAUUACUUCUUAAUGUUCUUACACAGUAGGGAUGGAAAUAAACAUAGGCAGCGUUUGGAUGUGCAGAUUUUUAGGGAAGAGCUUCUCUUUGUAUACUUUUGUACAUUAUCUCUGUACAAGAGAACCUAUUCGAUUUAAAACCCUGAAUUAUCGCCAAACGUUUGUUGGUUUUGCCUGCUUUAUUUCCUCUAUGGCUAUUUCAACUUAUGUGACUUCAAUGUUGGGUGUGGUUUUAUAGUGAUG